Psammomys obesus (fat sand rat) is the source of this 5853-nucleotide messenger RNA. Its product is annotated as nitric oxide synthase, brain. Gene Ontology annotation, biological process: nitric oxide biosynthetic process. Lineage: Eukaryota; Metazoa; Chordata; Mammalia; Rodentia; Muridae. Gene Ontology annotation, molecular function: nitric-oxide synthase activity; FMN binding. The record is from RefSeq and is a predicted model, not a curated record.
GAAUGAAACCUUGCCCCAUGGUCCUGGUCUUCGGGUGUCGACAAUCCAAGAUAGAUCACAUCUACAGAGAGGAGACCCUGCAGGCCAAAAACAAGGGCGUCUUCAGAGAGCUGUACACUGCCUACUCCCGGGAACCCGACAGGCCGAAGAAAUACGUCCAGGAUGUGCUGCAGGAGCAGCUGGCCGAGUCUGUGUACCGUGCCCUGAAGGAGCAAGGAGGCCACAUCUACGUCUGUGGGGAUGUUACCAUGGCCGCUGACGUCCUCAAAGCUAUCCAGCGCAUAAUGACCCAGCAGGGGAAACUAUCCGAGGAGGAUGCUGGUGUGUUCAUCAGCAGACUGAGGGAUGACAACCGGUACCAUGAAGACAUCUUUGGAGUCACCCUGAGAACAUAUGAAGUGACCAACCGCCUUAGAUCUGAGUCCAUUGCCUUCAUUGAAGAGAGCAAAAAAGACACAGAUGAGGUUUUCAGCUCCUAACUGGAUCCUCCUGCCCCAUAGGACGGCGGGGUGGCCGCCCCAAAUGCCCAAGCGAGGGCGGCCGCAGGUUGACUAAACGCGGACACACAUGGCUGAACCUUCCCCACGGGACCCCGAGCGGCCCCACCCUGCCUCUUGUCCUGUUGCUGUGUCCUGGUCCUUCCCCUCCCUCCGGGCUUUCUCUCCCCCAUCCUGGGUUUUCUCCUUGACUCUUCAGCUGUGAUGCAUCUCCCUCGAACCCUGCAGUGGCUCUUACAAAACCGCGUCCUCCCUACCCAGUUGGCUGCCAAGGGCAGGUUGCGGCGCAUCCAACUACUGGGUCACUGCUGUCACUCCUGCUGGGGUCUGAAGGUAGCUGGCACUGGGGCUUCAGAUCACCCUGAGCCAGCUCCUUGGACACCUCAACCCCCUUCCAUCCGUUUCUAUGGUGGGGUAUGUAUGUGUGUGCGUGUGACGGGCCUACGUCAUUCUCUGUCCUCUUGCCUGCACAUGCGUGCUGACGUUACAUACAAGUCCACUGCCUUCAAGAAGGACGUUCAGUGCCAUGAAACAUGUUCCUAGCUGCUGUUAAUCCCUCCCACAUCCACCAUGACAGGCUUGCGUCAGCCUCCCUGAAACACAUUAAGUCCCAUUACUAAUCUAAGUGAACCAAUCACAGGAGGUAGGCAUGGGGUGAGAGAGAGGUAUUUCUUUGAAGGAGCCGAUCCCAGGAUCUGAGCUGUUCAGAGUCUCACCGUGUCAGCAGAGGUCUGUCCGGGGAAGUUACUCAGACAGUGGAUGGGGCAAGCCCCUCCCCACUCCCACCAGCCCUAUCUUGGGCCAUGAGAUGUUAGGCAUCUCCCAUAGGCAACCCCAGCCAUUGGCCCAGCAGCCAUGCUGUGCAGUGAAGCAUGCUGGGAGUUGGGACUUUGCUAUUAAGAGUGUUUGGGUAAUUCUUUCUAAGUUUGUUCUUAUUAAAUGAACGAAUGGGCCUUCUUUAGUGGUUUGGAGCCUUAGGAAAUGUCAAGGAAGAAUAGGAUAUAACUGUUUUUUUAUUUCUCCAAAUGGGCUUGCCUCCUGCUUGAAAAUAACUUCCUUCCCCCAAAAUGAGGAGCAUGGGCAACAGUGAGAAUUUUAGCCAUGACAAGUUGUCCCUCAGAGGCAACCAUCUUCUGAGUCAGCAGAGUGGUCCCUUAUCUGAAUAAAUGCAUAAACAAACAAACAAAAGCUACACCAGACAGUAUGGACAGUCAGGAAAUCCCCAUGGACCCCAGGCUCAAGAAAUUGGCUCUGGGUCCCAUGUUCUGUGCUCCUGUUUGGUUUAGUGAGACAGAAAAACAAAAAAACAUUUCCUCUAUGACCUGAGCUGGUGUCUGGCCCUCCUGAUGCUAAGUAUGGAGGCUAUCAAACAGAAAGUGCUAAGGGCUUUACAGCUGCAGGUCCAAACCCUAAGGGCUUUAAUCCCACCCACUUUCUCUCUCUCUCUCUCUCUCUCUCUCUCUCUCUCUCUCUCUCCCUCUCCCCUUUUCUUCAUCCUUCCUUUCUUUCCUUUCUUUUUUUCCAGACAAGGUCUCCUGUUGCCCAGGCUGGCUUUGAACUCACGACCUUGAAUUCCUAAUACUCCUGCCUCUACUUCCCUUGUACUAAAAGUACAAGUGUGCACAACCACAUCCAGUUUAUGCUUUGCCAGAGGGUCAAACCCAGGACCUCCUGCAUGCUAGGUGAACACUCUACCAACUGAGCUACACCCUCCAGCCUUUAAUCCCCACCCCCAAGUUCAGAGACAGGUUUCAUGUACCACUGGACACUGCCACCAUGUCCCAUCACUAGCUUUGCCCCAUUUAUAAUCUCACCUGCCCUUCUUUACCAACUGGUCUUCCAUGACAGCAGAGACUAAGCCCCCAGUGCCCUAGAGCCACCUUCUAUAGCCUGGAGGCAAGGCAGUGACCUUGGAAGGAUGCUACCAUCCUCCCAACACAGUUCCCACCACUUUCUCCCAAGAGACUGACUUCUCAACCCUUCAAGCCUCUGGGGACACUUCUUGAGAUGUAGCUGAUUCCCCAGAUCUGAACUUCUGUGUCCAACCUGCACGGAAGAACCAUCUCUCUCCGCACGCCAAGCUGCAUGCAUGCAUGCACGGGUGAUUUCUGCACCUCUGAAUAAGGAGUGCUUACUCUGUGACAGGCUCUUCCCUACCCCCAUCCCCACAUAUCCGGGUGCUUCCAGUAGCAGGUAGGGCAGAUGGAAGCCUCCUAUCACUUGCCAGAGAGUCCAAAGAUAGGAUUACAUAACCAGGCUCAAGAGAGACCUUUGUUUUUCAGUGCUGGGGAUGGACCAAGGACCUCACACAUGUCAGGCUGAGCUAUGUCCUCAACCCCCAAGAGAGAAUGGUUGAUUUCAAAAGAGCUUUGAACUCUUAAUGCAGGCAGCUUCCUUAGCCCCUGGCUAGAAGGCCGGAGAUCAGGUCGGAUGCCUAUCUCUCCUUUCCAAAAAGCCUUAAGUAGUUUAUCCAAAGGCGAAGCAAGAUGGGCAUCCAGGGUGGGUCAACACUGCCCUCUGCUGAUGGAUUUUUUAGUUCAGGCCCACAGGUGGCAAUAGGUGCAAAGUGUGGCUUAGAAUAAGAGAGCAGAGUGGGUGAGCAUUUUCAGAGGCCCAGUUUGUAGCUGGUUUGUUUACCUCACCUUCUAUGUCGCCAAUACUCCAGCCCCAUUUCACAAGAGUGGGUUUGGCCAAGAGGAACCGGUGAUCCCUCAAAACAGAAGGGCUGGAGACUUAUGCUCCCUGCCAGUCCUAAUUUCAGCCCGUGGGAGGGAAGAGGGCUUCCCUGCAUGUCUUUGAAGCAUGUCCUUGGAGAAGAAAGCAGUUGAUUCUCUUUGGUGAGGGGGUGGGGGACGGAAUACUUAGAUCCUCCUAUGAAGCUUUGCAAGCAGACCUGCUCACAGGUGCCAUUGCUGCCUCGUUUACAUAGAAGGCCUGGUUCCUUGACAAUUCUGAGAAUCCAGAUUUUGUCUGAGCAAGAAGACAAUGCUACAUGACAGUACCAGCCCAGUCUCUGAUGAGCUUCCAUCUUCCCCUUUCCUUAAACCACGCUCAACUUCCACAGCUGGUGGACAGCACCAUUCCGACAUCAAGAUCGUGGCCGUCACUAGCUUGAACAAGGAGAGGGGCAGGCAAAGUCACAGAUUCUUAGGCUAAGUCAGCGAGACCUGGUACCUAUUAUAGAGAGUGAGGACAGAGAGAGUAGAGAGAGUCUGGUCUUCCAGGGGACAAAGAAGUCAAGCCUCAGUUCAAAGGAAGAAAGCUGAAUGGCCAGAAAACACAGGCCCAAGGGUGUGGAUUUCCUAGACAAAGACUCCUGCUUCGGGAAGCAAGAAUUGAGGUUUUGUUCUAGCCCAAGGCAAAAUGGACAGGUUCUGACCCUAAUGUCUGAGCCCCCCCCCAUUCCUGCAGCCUCUCUCUUCCUCUCUUUCUCCCUCUCCCUUUCUCUCUCUCUCCCCCCUCUCUCUCUCUCUCUCUCUCUCUCUCACACACACACACACGCACACACAGCCUUUCACUGUGCCCUAGGAAAAUUGUGAGCUUCCAGACUGAGUUCAGCCAAGGUUUACUUUUAUUUUCCUUCCAACUCGGCCUCUGACUCCUCAGAACCCAGUGCAGACAGCCGUCAUUUGCAGGGUUUCGGCCUUGAGGGGUCCAGGCCAGCCUGCCUUUUUUUUCUUUUUCUCAUUCACUGCUAGACUCCACCUAGAGGGAAAGGCACCUAAGAGAUUAGGUUGACCAAGCUGUGUCUCAGAUGUGAAGACCCAGGGACCCCUAAGGAAUCUGUUUCCUAUCAGGAGUUGGAUAUUUUAAUUCCCAAUGCCAAAUGCUCCAAAAUCUAAAAUGCUUUGAGAACCAACAAGAUACCACAAACUUUAGCUCCUCUACAGAAGUAUUUAAAAGAAUGCAUAGACAGGGCAUAAAGCUCAAGGGUACAGCUUGCCAAUCACACCGAGUCUUGGAGUCCCACCCAGCACCGUAAAUAAAUCACCUCAGGCUAUGUAUGUCGGAUGUAUAUGUGAAACAUAAAUGAAUGUCAUGUUUAGAGGUGGCUCCCAUCUGCCAACUACCCCCUCAUGAAUAUGCAGAUAUUGCAAAAUUAAAAAAAAAAAAAAAAAACUUGUCACAAGUGUUACAUUGAAGUAUAGCCAACCCAUCACAGGCAGCGGAGAUGCUGGGGUGAACGUGCUUCAGCUGUGAGUAUGAGUUUGUUUGGUUCUGAGCAGUUCUGGAUAACUGAGCAUCUCUUACCCAAGGCACUCGGUUUCUAAUGAGGUGUCCCUGGAAGGCAAAAGCAAGGAUGACAUCAGAAACUAACUGAGAACCUCUGUCCUCCUGGAAUGGGUCAGGACCUGGAAGUGACCAGGUUUGGUCACGACCUCUAGAGAUUCUAGUCAGGAGCCCACUAACCUUGCCUGGGCUGACACCUGUUUAGGUCUGGAUGAGUCCUCAUUGCACGGCUGUCUUAGGAGUUACAGGAUGCUGACGAGUACCAUCUGUGACCUUUCCUACCAAAUGCCACUGGCAACCUCUGUAACAGCUACAAAGGUCACCACAAAGUACUGAGGGCCGGCUGGAAAAGCAAGCAGGACCUUCAGCUAUUGGACCAAGAAACCAUUGCUUUUGGGUCUCCGGGGUUAUGGAACCCCAAUGCUGUGAGCCUUCUGGUUACAGAUGUGCAGGAGGUCAGCAUAGCCUGUCACGGUUCUAUGGUUGACUUUCUUCUUACCUGCUUCAAACUUGAUACCCAAAAGCUUUGUGGAGGCUGGCAUAGCAAGCUCCCAAGCCAGAGGGUGGCUGUUUUUUUUGUUUUGUUUAAGAUGGAUGAACCAAGGUACCAUCUCUCGAGCUGGGUCUGAGGCUGUCCCCUCUCCCCAUCCCUCAUCCCCAUCUGUGCCCCUAGCUCUGUCUCUCCACUUCCAUUGCUGUGUUGUCCUUGUGACUGUAUGACCCAUUCCAAGCUCGGCAAUUGCUUGCCUUGCUUGUCAGAAGUCCCAGGUCCCACUUGGGAUCAGAUUACACCCAGAGGUGUCCACUGUGGGGUUUUAGGAGUUACAGGAUGUUCCCUGGGGAGAAUGUGCGGGGCCCGGGUUCCAUCUCACCACACACAAGCUGUCAGAAACUUGGAUGCCCCCCCCCACCUCUGACAUCUCUCUGCUGCUAAUCUCUGCCAGUGUCCCGUGUGCUCCAGCACCGCCACCUGCCCACACGCCCUCCGUGAGGUUGUCCAGGCUGUGCUCUCGCAUGCUUCUCUUCUAUAUAAUCCUCAUCUUCUCAUUUUAUGGGAUUCAACACAAAGUCUACUUAUGCUUGUUUGAAUUAUGGUUAAACUAUUAAAAAGAAAAAAAAAAAGUGG